Metarhizium brunneum ARSEF 3297 is the source of this 1320-nucleotide messenger RNA. Lineage: Eukaryota; Fungi; Ascomycota; Sordariomycetes; Hypocreales; Clavicipitaceae. The record is from RefSeq and is a predicted model, not a curated record.
AUGGCUGAUGCUCAACCCCAAAACGGCGAACUCGCCAUUUCAAAAGCCCCCAAAAACAUUUACUCUCGGACCAACAGGUGCCUGAGCCUCUUUUCCAAAUACCGCAACAUGUCAGUUGACCAGAAUCCAUAUCAACUGUACAUGGCAAUCUAUGAGGUUUGGUUCUUGUUCUGGGUUAAUACAAGCAGUUGUCUUGAUCGUCGUCUCAAGUUUUACCCUGACAUGAAAGAACUAGUCAUGUCAAUGCUUUCAGUUCUUCAACGAGCCCUUCGGCUAGCCAGUAUUUCCCAUCCACUCGCCAGGACAGUGGUAGAGACUGAUGGCGCCUUGUAUGGAAUCACCGGAGCCAUCAGCCGACUCGAACGACUUGACCAGUGUAUUCGGAAUUACGAAUCCCCAGCCGCUAGGGAAGCGAGAGAAAUCCGUCGUCUUGUCGCAACAAAAUGGGGCGAUGGCUCUGCGGCUCUCGUCUGGAGAUUAAUACAUGGACGCUUCCCGCGUGCUGAACCUACAUUGAUAACCCAGCUGGUGCUGUCCAUAUUGCAUCGACGCUACCGGAUUAUCUAUCAUCUGUUGAAAUAUGAGAAGGCAAUGGAAAACGCCAAUCCUGGUGCACGAAGAAGUCAACAACGGGAAAUGGCUGACGAUACCCUUUUAUAUCCAGCAUCAUAUCCAGAUCCACCAGAGCAGAGAAGGGCCCAAUGGGAGUCCCACCUGAAAGCUGAUUUGAAGCCAUAUGCGUGCCUUUCUGAGUAUUGCCGACACAUCCCAAAGCUCUUCUCGACUGCAGACGAAUGGAAGGACCAUAUGGAGAUGCACAAUCGCUACUUGAUAGGCAACGAGACCAACUGGUUUCGAGAAAUCCAUCGCACCAAAUGGCCGUGUCCAUUUUGUAACGACAGCAAUACAUGCUUCAUUACCCUGCACGACUUGCAGAAUCACCUCAUUGAAGAUGAGGUGACAAAUCAUCCUGACAUAACGGGCUGGGACACGUCGAUGCUAAGGAGGAGCAGGGUGCCCAACCCAAGAGACAAAUAUUGCUGUCCCCUGUGCAACAUGGAGCAAAAGGGUCGCACGCCGAAAAAGCGGUCUGACCGACUGUAUACUCACUUCAUCGACCACCUAGAGGAAUUGGCUCUGGUGUCCAUCUACGGCUGGAACGUUGAAAUUUCCAAGAUAACCGGCCAGUCUAUUAGCAGCACGCACUCUGUUGAUGUCGGAGAGAGGAACUCACUGCGCCGUCGCUCGGGGCCCAACCAUGACCAAAGAAAGUCUAUGAAGCGGAAAAUAUUGGAUUGUGCAAAAAGGUUUCGGGACUAA